AAAAUUUUGGCUCUUCGCCACUCAUCCGAGGAAAAGCAAUUUAUCGAGACUAUAUAUAUAUAGUAUUGAUGAUUUGUUGGUUUGUUCUCUGCUUUCAUUUUCUUAGUUUUGAGAGAUGAUGAAUAGUACUAUCAAAUUUCUAAUAUUUUUCUUGAGUGUUACAGCAGCACAACCACUAAAAGGACAAUACCAAUUGAUUUUUGCAGAUCAAAGGCUUGCUAUAGUAUACCCCAUUAUCCAAAAAUUCAAGAGUAUCAUCUCUGCUGAUCCUCUGGGUGUUACAAAAUCUUGGGUUGGUCCAAACAUAUGUAAUUAUACUGGUUUUUAUUGUGAAAGUCCCCCAGACAACAACUCAGCAAUUGCUCUUGCUUCUAUUGAUUUCAAUGGAUUUCAACUUAGCGCGUCUACGCUUGAUGGCUUCCUCGAUCAGCUUCCAGAUAUAGCCAUUUUUCAUGCUAAUUCCAACAAUUUUGGUGGGACUCUGUCUCCAAAAAUCGCGAAUCUUCCUUAUCUCUAUGAACUUGAUAUUAGUAACAACCAAUUUUUCGGACCAUUUCCUAGUCCAAUUUUGGGCAUGAAUAGCCUAAAUUUAUUGGAUAUAAGAUUCAAUUCUUUCACUGGAUCAGUCCCACCUCAAUUAUUCACUAAAGAUCAAUUAGACGCGCUCUUCAUCAACAACAACAAUUUCAUGCAGAUGCUUCCUGAUAACAUCGCAACCAGCCAUGUUACAUAUCUUACCUUAGCCAACAAUAGAUUUUUCGGUCCUAUCCCACGUAGUAUUUCCAAAAUCUUGUCGAGUUUGUCUGAAAUCUUGCUACUUAACAACUUGUUAAGUGGAUGUCUCCCUUAUGAACUUGGAUUCUUGAACGAAGCAGUAGUUUUCGAUGCUGGCAAUAAUAGACUCACCGGUCCACUUCCGUUUUCAUUAGGGUGCUUGGAAAAUGUCGAAAUUUUGAAUUUUGCGGGAAAUCAGUUGUAUGGGAUAGUGCCUGAUGUGAUUUGUGCCCUGGGGAAUUUGGCCAAUUUAUCCUUGUCCGAUAACUAUUUUACAGGAUUCGGGCCAAUUUGUUUGAGAUUAAUAGAAAAUGGUGUGCUUGAUUUGAGGAAUAAUUGUAUUCCUGGUCUUCCAUUUCAAAGAUCAAUUGCUGAAUGUGUUGCAUUUUUUGCUUACCCAAGGUACUGUCCACACAUGGCUACAUAUACUUAUAUUCCUUGUUGGCUUUCCAAUUUCAAAACACCUCCUUUGGAUCUCUCUCAAUUGGCUCCGUAAAAGGGCAAUCCGGUGCAUAAAGCAUCUAACGUUGGCAGUUCGGGAAAGGCUCCUUAGCAUUUCUGGUAUUGAUCAUAAACAUACAUUUCCCUUCUUCGAGAUAUUUUUGUUUUAAAUUAAGCUUGUAUUUUCCAUUGAACAGAGUGUGAUCAUUCAUGACUUGUAAGUUGUAAUCUCUCUAUUUGGAGUA
Messenger RNA from Solanum dulcamara, 1460 nucleotides. RefSeq lists its product as uncharacterized. The coding region runs from base 116 to 1270 and encodes 384 amino acids. NCBI's taxonomy places the organism in Eukaryota, Viridiplantae, Streptophyta, Magnoliopsida, Solanales, Solanaceae. Gene Ontology annotation, molecular function: protein binding. The record is from RefSeq and is a predicted model, not a curated record. The transcript has a single exon.